AUGGAGCAGCUGUACAUGCCAUGGACCGACGUGUUCGACGUCGCGCUCAUGAAGAAGACCGUCAUAAUGUUUCGAAUGCUGGACGACGAAUGGACAACGUUGUCGCCGAACCGACGGGACUAUCGUUCGUACCGGGGCUCGAAUUACGAGAACGAGCAGUUCCACGGUGGCAGAUCGGUGCUGUUCUCCGUGCCAGAGGCCAUGCUCCGCAGCAGAAUGUCCGGCGUGGAUCUGCAACUGUACGUGUACAAAGGGGUGUCCAAGUAUUUCGAGAUGGAGCCACGGCGAAACUUCGGGUUCACUCUCGUCAGAGUGGACGAUCUGUUUAACGGCGUUAUCAAGGACCUCUGCGAACGGCGGCAGCUCGAGGGUUAUUUUUCUGCCGGUCUGCAGCGCGAACCUAUAUCAAGGUCGACGCGUGGCACGUUUGCUCUGCUCGACGAGGAUUUGCAGAAGACCGACGCCACCAUAGAGCUCUACGUACGCAUCAGUUACUUGGGCAACUGUAUCAUAACCGAGAUCCACUCGCCUGUCGGCAUAGAAAAGGCGUUCUACGCACGCGAGGAAACCGACGAUCGUUACCGGUAUCAAUUUCGGCAACUCACCACCAUGGACCUCGAGUCGUUCUGCUGGGGUAGCUUGACGAUCAUCCCGCCCCUUUGUCCCGACAAGUUGAUCUGUCGAUGCAAAGCUAAAGAAAGACAUCUCGAGAGAGAGGCACAGACGACGCAGACGAGAAAGUGUAAAACACGCAAGCGCGACGAUUUCCGGAGCAAAUUGGCUCGCGUACAACAACUAUUGGCUCUAAUGAAAGAGACGAGGAAGAAUCGUCCGGACAUCGUGCCGUCCGCAGAAACGAGGAAGAAAGUUUGUCUACCGUCGCCGCCGCCGCCGCCGCCGCCGUGUGUCUGCCCCACAAUGUGUCCACCUGUCUGCGUUUACACUAUGCCCUCCGUUUGUCCCUAUCGGCCGACGACCGUUUACUGUCCACCGUGA
Molecule: messenger RNA, 996 nt
Organism: Heterotrigona itama
Lineage: Eukaryota; Metazoa; Arthropoda; Insecta; Hymenoptera; Apidae
Source: the annotation of a GenBank genome assembly